Molecule: messenger RNA, 1561 nt
Organism: Ceratina calcarata
Lineage: Eukaryota; Metazoa; Arthropoda; Insecta; Hymenoptera; Apidae
Gene: Rpn9
Product: regulatory particle non-ATPase 9
Exons: 5
Coding region: 1-1158 (385 amino acids)
Biological process (GO): ubiquitin-dependent protein catabolic process
Cellular component (GO): nucleus; cytosol; proteasome regulatory particle, lid subcomplex
Molecular function (GO): structural molecule activity
Source: RefSeq, a predicted model, not a curated record
AUGGCGGCAACCGUGGCAUCGAGGGAUGUUAAUACGUAUUUAAGUCAAAAUCAGAAUGUUGCGGAUAAAGAACUGGCUACAGAAUGGGCGCAACUUGAAGAGUUAUACAAUAAGAGGCUUUGGCAUCAGUUGACACUUAAAUUAGAGACGUUUGUGAAACAUCCUUCUCUUCAGAAAGGAGAUAAAUUGGUUCAGUUGUACAUGAACUUUUUAUCUACCUUUGAAAACAAGAUAAAUCCUUUAUCUCUGGUAGAAAUACUAGCAUUUGUAAUUCAGCAAUUUCAAGAUAAACAGGAGGCGAUUAAGUUCUUAGAGAAAACAGAGGCUAAAGUUAAAACCAACAAUGAAGCUACUUCUCUGUGUAAAGUCCUCAUAGGACAGAUAUUGCUUGAAAAAUUAAAUGAUCAGGAAAGAACAAAGAAGAUUAUAGAGGAUGUAGAAACUAUGUUAGAUAAUGCCGAUGGCAUUACUACAGUUCAUGGUAGAUUUUAUUUAUUAGCCAGUCGGCUUUAUCGUCUUCAAGGAAAGCAUGCGGAGUAUUACCGCACUGCUUUAAGAUAUUUGGGCUGCAUUGACUUAAAUACUUUAAGUAAACAAGAACAAGAGCAACAUGCGUUUUUCCUUGGAUUAGCUGCACUUUUAGGUGAAGGAGUUUAUAAUCUUGGAGAAUUGUUAGCUCAUCCAGUGUUACAGUCCUUAAAAGGCACAUCGAACUCUUGGUUGAUCGAUUUACUGCAGGCUUUCAAUGCUGGUGACAUUCCUGCACUCGAGAAAUUGAAACCACAAUGGAGCAAAGUCGCGGAUUUAGCCGCGCAAGAAUUGAAGUUAAGACAAAAAAUCUCUCUUCUCUGUCUCAUGGAAAUGACUUUUAAACGACAGGCUAAUAACAGGCAAUUAACAUUUGCGGAAAUUUCUCAAGAAACUCGUUUACCCCUGGGUGAAGUCGAACUGCUAGUAAUGAAAGCUCUGGCUCAAGGUUUAGUUCGCGGUGCUAUCGAUCAAGUAGCAGGAACAGUGAACAUGACGUGGGUACAACCCCGUGUAUUAGAUCGUUCACAAAUAGCUGGGAUGGUACAGCGACUCGAUGGAUGGUGUAAAGACGUUAGUUCGAUGGAACACUUAUUAGAAACUCGAUCGUCCGAGAUUCUCACACUUUAAUAUUAGGUCUGAUCAUUUUUCAUCGAUUCGUUUGUAACUUCUAUUUUCCUGUAUGUUCAUUAACUCAAUGGCUUACCACUAUGUCGAACAUGAAAGAAAAUACACUCCACCCAAUAUAAAUACCAUAAUUUUAUUUAAAAUGAAAAAUAACAUUUCUCAUCCUGAUAAGUCAGUGAGUUAAUACCGAGAGAAGAGUAAGAAAAACAUUUUCUUAAACAGAAAUUUAUGUCUGUACAAACGAAUUAAAGGGAGUAUAAAUUUAUCUGAAAUUUAAUGUUCUACAGAAAUGAGCGUUUGACAAUUUUUAUCGUUUACGUGAAGGAAAUUGUUUGAUUCUUUUGAGCUCUGAAACUUUGUACUAUGAUCGAAAUAUUAAUAAUAACAGUGUAUAUUACAACAUUAA